AAUAAACAUUGUUUUUUCGUCAGCCGACGAAGGUGGUACGAUUGACACUUGUGCCUAUUGAUUUUGCUUUCUGCAGAAUUAAUUUUUAGAGAGUUUCCUCUACACCCGUGUGUGUCCUCCAAUUGCUAGUGCUAGAGUGUUUCCUUUACUUCCAAAUUCCAUCGACCCUGUGCAACCAGCCGUGUUGCAGUGUGUUACCACCGCGCUAGUGGCGUACGUUCCGAGCAGAAGGCGUGUAACACGGCAUGAAUCAGUAGUGUGAAUGAUGAAACGAUGAGCCUGUAAAUAGUGGUGUGACUCCCGGUAGUGUUAAUCUUCCUGCUGCCGUACCUAUUACUAGCUCCGUUUCUAGUCUCGAAUGGUGGUAUAGCAUAGUGCGUGUGUGUCUAUGUGUGUGUGUAGCGCAUAGUAGCCGUACCGUAGCCGUGCAUAGCAGUAGCGCACCCGCUGCCGGGUGUGUAUUGAAAAGAAAGGCGUAUACCACAGUGUGCACAGAGUGACGAAAAAGUUGGUGUCCCGCAGCACACAUCGACCGUUUUUGUCUCUUUCCGCGGGUGCGCUUUCAACCCCGGACGCCGCAGUUACCAUACCAGCAGCAGCACCAGCAUGGAGAUUGUGCGUGCCGUAUCGGACACGUUCUGGUCGACGCGAGUGUGGCUGCCGCCGAACAUCACCUGGGAAGACAUACGGCCGGGUGUGCGAGAGGACGUGAACCAUGCCGACUACCGGCACCUGAUCUACCCGAUACCGCUGGCCGCGGUCAUUAUCGUGCUGCGCUGGAUUAUUGAACGAUAUUGGAUUGCACCGGUCGGUAAGGCGCUCGGUAUCAAGAGCACAGGACCAAAGCCACCGAAACCAAACAAAGUACUGGAGGCGGCAUACAAUGUCAACGCCCGGCUAAGCCACAAAACGACCAUGCGAUUGAUGAAGCAGGUGGAUUUGAGCGAGCGACAGAUCGAGUACUGGUGGAGACGCCGCCGGGCACAGGACAAACCGACGACGCUGGUCAAGUUUUGCGAAACGUCGUGGCGAUGCAUCUACUACACGUACAGCUUCAUCUUCGGCAGCAUCGUGAUGUGGGACAAGCCGUGGCUGUGGGACAUCAAGCAGUGCUGGUACGGCUACCCGCACCAAUCGGUCACGAACGACAUCUGGUGGUACUACAUGAUCUCGAUGGCGUUCUACUGGUCGCUGACCGCGUCCCAGUUCUACGACGUCAAGCGGAAAGAUUUCUGGCAGAUGUUCGCCCACCACAUGAUCACGAUCCUGCUCAUGGCGCUCAGCUGGGUGUGCAAUCUGCACAGGGUCGGCUCGCUCGUGCUGCUGGUGCACGAUUGUGCCGACAUCUUCCUGGAGUCCGCUAAGCUGACGAAGUACGCACAGUAUCAGAAGGUGUGCGACACCAUCUUUGCCAUCUUCACCGUCGUGUGGAUCGUGACGCGGUUGAUGCUGUACCCGCGCAUCAUCUACAGCUCGUCGGUGGAGGCGCCCCAGAUACUGCCCAUGUUCCCGGCGUACUACAUCUUCAACACGCUGCUAAUACUGCUGCUCGUGCUGCACAUAUGCUGGACGUAUUUGAUCGUGCAGAUUGCAGUCAAGGCGAUCAAAUCGGGACAGAUGGAGGGCGAUGUGCGGUCCAGCUCGAGCGAGGAAAUCUCCGACAGCUCGGAAAACUCGCGCCCGGUGCUAACGAACGGUGGUACGCCGAAGAAGCAGCCGAGCAAGAACGGAACGACGGCGACGGUGGCGGCAAACAGCGUCAGUGCUUCCCCGAAGAAGAAACAAUAAAACAACAAACCCGUGUGUAGAUGACGCAACGACGACCGACCUUUGGUCUGGUCUGACCUAUAGAAGCGCAUGCAUCACGGCAGGUACCAGCAGGCGAUAAGGGGGGCACGCGUAUAUCAUCACGUAGCUGCGAAUGCGUCCCACGCGUAACGCAUUACCUAAACACACACAAACACACGAAAAAAGAACAAAACGCAUUACACACUGUUACUAUUGGGUGUUGUAUCUGCUGAGAGUAAAAGAAAAACAAAGCGCAUCAUGUUACACUACCGCUGCAUUAUAUAAUAAGAGCCAAUCGUGGCCGUGUCUGUUGCACGUGCUGCGAAGAACUAGAACCCAGGAGAACUAGCUGCAUACGAUGCAGCAAAGGUGCAACGCUAUAUCUAAAUCCCCAGUUUCUCUUACCCGUUUAGUUAAAUAGUGCAGGAAACGGACGAUUUAUGAUAGAUUUAACCAGAAAAGUGUAGGGAAGGCUUCGUGAAGGAUCCGAUCGAUGAACGGAUGUAUCAGCUCUGCACCAGGGGUAUACAUUGUUUUCUUUAUUUCCUUUUUCUUCCUUCCUCUAGGGUACAUUUAAACGAGAUAGGAUUAUGGAGAAGCAGCUCCUUCCCCUAUUUUGCUGUAAGAAGGAAUCGUGCUGCAGGAUUAUUUGUGAACAAAGAAAAGCAUUAGAAAAAGAAAGCAAAACGGUGGAAGUGUAGCGGCAGAAGCUAGAGAUAAGUAUUUAUUAGCUAAGUAAAUCGUUAGUAGAAGCGGCGAGAGGCAGCUCGCACUGCAAAAUGGGUGGAAAACCAGUGGUUGAAUUUGCAACAAAAGCAACAAAUAUCGUGUGUGUUGAUCGUGUUUGAUCGUGUUUAGCUGUGGGGAAGCGAAUGAUAGGGAGUAAAAAGUACACAAAGUAGUACAUACAUAAAAACACAGCAAAUCAUCCAACACAACCAAAUGUUGUUAAGGCUGGCGCGCAAGCGUUUGUGUUGCAACAAACGAGCCCUAACAAAAAGAAGAAAAAAAAACGGGACAAAAACAGUAAUAAAUAUAGUUUGAAAGUGACAAUGAAAAGCAAAAAAACGAAGGGUUGUGGAGUAAAAAAAUGGUUCCAAAACGGUCAUUGCAGAUUGCAGAUCGCGUUGCUUACGGCAUUUUUGCUCUGUCCUAAAUUGUGGCCACCAUUGGGGCGGGUUGCGUGGAAACACUUGGCCUGGCCUGGACAUGGCGAACACACACACACAUUCCGCAUUAGCAGCUGCCCUAUUUAGCCUUCUCUCUCGUGUGUUGCAUUUUGGUUUGCUGGGUAAGGGUUUUUUUUGUUAUAAAAGAUAAAACGUGGCAUUAAUGACGAAGCGCAGUCGACAUGUUGAAAGAUUUAGCUAGACAUUGCGUGGAUCGUGUAAGCGAGCGUGUACCAAAUACUCGACGAUUUAAAUGGUGCUCUGGUAUGAUGAUGAUGUGCUUGCUUUUGUGGCAUCUUUGUUUUGUACUAAAAGAUAUAGUCCGUCAGCUGUGCGUCCCGUUUCUAUCCUCAAUAACCAGCAAAUAUGCUGGGGCUUCUGCUCUUGAACGCGUUGAUGAUCAGUCAUCAGUUAAUGGUAUGUUGUCUCGUUGAGGGUGCUGGGCGCCCUAUAGUGCGCCGAUCCUGCGCUGUUUUCAUUCACUCUACCAAAGUUUAUGUUUACUGUACUCUGGAAUAUGAUGAUCGUUAGAAUGGAAAUGCUAACUUAAGCGCGGGCGGAUAGAAAUCGAGAAAAGGGCAUCGUUGUAUCGUGUUUGAUCGAUCGUUCGCAUAGUGUGUGAGUGUGUGUGUGUGUAUGUGAAAAGAUAGUGCCCCCUCAAAAAAAAAACAAUAUAAAUAUCCUUGAUAAGACUGCAUAGCAGAAUAGAGGAAGAACUCCUGUGCAAAGAGGAAAAGGCACCGCGACGCGAUGUUGGUUGCAGUGGUAGGUGAUAGGUGUGCAUGAGGCAAAUGGGAAUGAAACAGACGAACAACGCGGAAAAAGAGCUAGCUAUAUGUAGGUAAAAAUAGUAAAAAGUGUUUUACAAAUUACAAGAUUCACGAUGAAGUCGAUGAAAGUCUUCGUCAUUUUUGAAAUCUUCGCUUGAGUGUCCUUACUGAAAAACAAACCCCUAUAACGAACAACGUUUUAUCCUGUUAUUUUUUCUUCCUCUUUAUCAUAUACCAGCAAACUGCAUUCGUACUCCAAAUGGGGGAAAUGUUCAGUCCCCCACACUCCAUUACCAUCACCUUUUCGAUCGGGGUUUUCUUCGCUAACUACUGCUGCUGCUCGAGAGCAUGUAAUCGAAGCAACCCGCGCUCUCCAUACCAGCUAGUUUUAGAUAAAUGUUCAUCAUUAACGCAUUAUUAACAACAAAAACAAACGUGUAUAUGCUUAA
Messenger RNA from Anopheles merus, 4176 nucleotides. RefSeq names its product ceramide synthase 6. The record is from RefSeq and is a predicted model, not a curated record. The coding region runs from base 607 to 1788 and encodes 393 amino acids. Gene Ontology annotation, cellular component: membrane. Gene Ontology annotation, molecular function: sphingosine N-acyltransferase activity; DNA binding. The transcript has 5 exons. Lineage: Eukaryota; Metazoa; Arthropoda; Insecta; Diptera; Culicidae. Gene Ontology annotation, biological process: ceramide biosynthetic process.